Messenger RNA from Polyodon spathula (Mississippi paddlefish), 1034 nucleotides. RefSeq names its product peroxiredoxin-1. Gene Ontology annotation, biological process: hydrogen peroxide catabolic process; cell redox homeostasis; removal of superoxide radicals. The transcript has 6 exons. NCBI's taxonomy places the organism in Eukaryota, Metazoa, Chordata, Actinopteri, Acipenseriformes, Polyodontidae. Gene Ontology annotation, cellular component: cytosol. Bases 116 to 712 code for a protein of 198 amino acids. Gene Ontology annotation, molecular function: thioredoxin peroxidase activity. The record is from RefSeq and is a predicted model, not a curated record.
UGAGGUGCAAAGCAUCGCGAUAAGCGUGGCACGUAUAAAAGCACCCAACACUCUCGCUUGUGAGUGAGAACCGCUUCGCCCUUCUUCUGAGCGAGAGAGAUACAGCUUUUUCAACAUGUCUGCCGGUAACGCUCGGAUAGGAAAACCAGCUCCUGACUUCAAGGCCACUGCUGUGAUGCCUGAUGGCCAGUUCAAGGAAAUCAGCCUGUCGGACUACAGAGGGAAGUACGUGGUGUUCUUUUUCUACCCGUUGGACUUCACCUUCGUCUGCCCCACCGAGAUCAUUGCCUUCAGCGACGGCGCAGAGGACUUCAAGAAGAUCAACUGCGAGGUGAUCGGAGCCUCGGUGGACUCGCACUUCUGUCACCUGGCGUGGAUCAACACUCCCAGGAAGCAGGGUGGCCUGGGCCACAUGAAGAUCCCGCUUGUGUCUGACACACGGCGCUCCAUCUCUCAGGACUACGGCGUGCUGAAGGAGGACGAGGGCAUCGCUUACAGAGGCCUAUUCAUCAUCGAUGACAAGGGAAUCCUGCGGCAGAUCACCAUCAACGACCUUCCCGUGGGCCGCUCUGUGGAGGAGACCCUGAGGCUGGUGCAGGCCUUUCAGUUCACAGACAAGCACGGAGAGGUGUGCCCCGCAGGAUGGAAACCCGGCAGUGACACCAUCAAGCCCGACGUCAAGGAAAGCAAAGGCUUCUUCUCCAAGCAGUAGCAAGCAUGAUUGAGUCUGCUCACUGCGCUAGUUCAAACGUCUAAAGCACCUGGAGAUUUUUAGAGUAGAUGUGUGCCUGGAAGAAGAAAGUGACCUAUUUUGUAUUUGUUACUGUAAAGAGUAGAAAGAGCACAGAGUCUCUUUGAUGUUGCAGUGUCGGUUGGUUGUCAUAGCGACGCUUGUAGUCUGCCAUUUUGUGCUUGAAUGGCAUCUGUUUGUGUCUCUUGAAGAGAGCGGUGUGUUUGAACUCUCACAGCUGCCCCCACCUCCUCAGCAAUCUUUGUAGGCAAAAACAUCUGAUCUAAAUAAAGUGGUAUGUAUU